AUGGAGAAGUUAAAAGGCGCUCUGAAGGGAAUAUGCUCCCAGCUGAAUAGCGACAGUGAGAAGGAGAUCGAAAGGGGGCUGAAAGGCCUGUAUGGGCUGAUAAAAAAUAAUGGAGACCUCGCUGAGGAAGAUUACAACAUGUGUGUGGAUUUUUUAAUCGAAAAUAACUACCUCGAUGUGAUCAUUUUUGUGUUAUCCAUCGAGGCAGCGAAAACGAAGGGAACCAAGUCAGUGCACAACAUUAACCUGAGAUAUGUUGAAAUAAUUUUUUAUAGUUUGAAUUGGGUCCUCCGGAACAAGUUGGGGAAAACACACCCGGAUGAUGAGCGCCAAAAUAGGUUUGUCAAAUCAGAGGCCUUCCGAAAUGUAGGUCUUUUCCUCUGUGAACAAAUGAACCUUCUCGAAAUUGCAAUUCUGAGCAACUUCAGUUAUAACCGCAUAUUUAUUUUAAAUGUCAUUUUGCAUCUUUUCCUUUUCCAUGAGAAGUUUCAUUUUGUUUUGCGUUCCUCCUCGUUGAUAUUAAAUUUGAUUGAAUUGAAAAAGAACCUCAAAACUGUUUCCGAGUUGAAGAGGAAAAAUGAGUUGACCCAUUUGGAGGACAGUGGGGAAGAGCUCGAUGACGUGAUUGACGAAAAGGUGGAGAGGGCAAAGCGGGAGAGCCUCGAUGGGGAGGAAGAUGAAAGUGUUCCAACGGGGGAUGAGUCCCUUUUGGGAGAAGCCUCACAAAAUGGGGACACAUCAGAGGGGGGGAACUCUCGUGAUACAAAGAAGGGGCGCAAGAACAACCCCACACGUGAUGGCCGCACCAAAGAGGACGAAACUCUUCUUUGCAGUUACAAUUUUAAAAAUGAGGUAGUUCUCCUGUAUAAGCACCUACUCUACGGGGGCGCCGCAUGGGUAGUGGCAAAUGAGAGGGAAAAAAAUAGGGAGGUGGAAAAUUGCGAGUUUUACGCAGAAAUGUUAGUGAAGAAGAGAAACGGGAAAACGAAAAUGUUUAAGGAAAAAAUUGUAGAUAGGAAAAGGGGGAAGGAAAAAAGAAAAAAUCGAAAGCGAAAGCGAAGUAGAUGUGCCGCUGAUGAGGCAGACCCGAAUUGCAGAGCCGUCGGAAAGGCCGAUUUCGACGCAGUGCGGGUAGCCUUUCUAGUCAUGUGUGCCUACUGCUACUUAGAUAGCACGAGGAGCGACAAAAUACACACCUACUUUCACACGAUCUGUGAGGAGAUACGCAAAAUAUACUGUAGCAGUGGGGAGGAGCUACGACACUACGUUAUUCUGUGCCUUUACAAAAUUUUGGAAAAAAGUGAAACGUAUAAAAAUAUGAACGUUUUCUUCAAUGUGAUAAAAUUGGUGGGAAUUUUCUUCAAUGAUGUGCAGAGCGAGAUGGACCCGACGGUACUGUUUUUUAUAAACGAGUUGUUAAAGAGGAGGAAGUUCAGCGAAAUUUACAAAAAUGCAAAGUUUAAUUGUAAUUGUAUCUUCCUUUUGAAGGGUUCGCAUGGAGAGGAGGAUGAAGCGGGGCAGGAAGAAAAGAGGGGGAAAAAAAGGCGUUCCCCAUGUGACUCUUCCCCCACCGCAUCCUCCUACUACUUAACCGUAAAUUGCAACCGGAAGGAUGGGGGAGGCGAGCUAGCCAACAUGCAUGAUGAUUUGUUCGAUGGCACCACAAACAUGCAAAGUGAGAAGUACGCCCAAGUGAGAAAUAAACUGUUCGUGAUGGGAGUGCAAAAAAGGGACAUUCGUCGAAUUUGCCUCAUCUUCGCCAACCUAGAAAUGUAUAUAGCCACCUGCAUCAGGGAAACGAAGCAGUACCUAAUCACGCGCAAUGUGAAGGAGGACGAAGAGGUUAUUCUGUUGAGAGAUAAGUCCUACAAUGAUGAAAAGCAAAUCCAGAAUAAGGUGAAUAAUGCUUUUCUCUCCUUCCUAACCGACUUAAAAAUAAAAUUUUUUAUUAACCAUUAUAUUGUUCUAAUCAGCAUAGAAAAGUACCAGCAUUUUAUCAACCUCUACUAUGGCAGCAGCAAACUGCACGUCUUAACAUGUGACGACAACCUCUUUUUGUUUCUGCUUCUUUUCGUUGAUGUGAGUAAAAUAUUCUUCGUGCAUAGGACCAAUGGGGGGAACACCCACAAAAGGGGGGGGAAAGAAAUGGGCCGCUUACCCACCCAAGUGAGUAGAUACUUCUCCCUUCUUUGUAGCGACAUGCAGGUGAGCAGCAGAAGUGGUACCAACGUAGGUGAUGGCAUAGCCGAAGUGUGCCAUGAUGAGGGGACCACCGCACUUGCGACAAGUGAGAGGAAGAGAAAGAUGGGCAACGCACCGCCGAGCAAUGAGGAGGGGGACAAUAUGAGAAGGAAAAAAAAGAAACUAGAAAGAAGCAGCAGUGAGUUAGUAAACAACAGGUGCGCGAACAAAUCGGGGGAAGCUUCCCCCACAUUGCUGCAACACAAAUAUGCGUACCAACGUGUCAAUAGCGAAGUGGUGCGAAAUACAAAUUUUUUACAGCUUUGUGGAGAGGUAAUUCAUUACAAAGUGCUUAUCGAAUUGCACGACGCGCUUAAAGAGGGAUCUACAGAAAACAGCGAAGGUGCGAUAAUCGACCGAAGGGUAGUGAUGCAAAAUGUGAAAGAAGCCAACAGUUAUCUGCACCAUUUGGAGAACGAAUUAAAUUACAAGAAAAAAAUUGAAGAAGUUUUGUUUUUUUUCAUCCCCGUGAAUGUUACCAAGUAUAUUGUAGAAAAGUUCACCAAGAGGGAUAAGCAGAAUUAUUACAAUUAUUUUAUUAUCUGCUACUUGCACUACACGUUCGAAAUUUACAAGUGCGUUUCUAUGUUUGUUUUGUCCCUUGAUUCGUUUCUGCCCUUCCCUCAAGGGGUGAACAAAAUCGUUUUGAUGAACAGGAUAAAGGAGGAUCUAUCGCUCGCUUUUUACAACCUCGUUAGUUCGUACUACCUAUUCGACAUUGCCUAUAUAAAUAGGUACAUUAUAAAUGAGAUUAAGGGGGCGCAAAAUAAUGAGGUGGGAAGGAGGGAUGCCCGUGAUGGUGGAAAGUUUGGAAAAAGAAACAAUCUGCCAGGUGCAGGCAGCACUUUUGAAGUUGACCCUUCGCACGAUAGCGACUCGGAUGACUACACCUUCAACAUCGGCGCCAAGGACCACGAAAUGGUGAAUGCGAGAAGUGAAAAAAAUCAGGAAAAGCGAGAGCACAUCCUCCAGCUGCACUACUUCCUAAAUGACGUUCACAUAUAUGCGGACAAUUUGUACGUGUACCAUUUUAUGCUAGUCACCAACUUUGUUAACCUCUUCGACGAUUGCGAGUUGAAGAAAAAAUUAUUAAAUGAGCUGUACAGUCAGAAGAGAAUUAUAGAAAUAAGAAGCUUUGAAUUGUUUGCAAAUGUUAACGAAAAUGUGUACGGGAUAUUCCUCAAGCUGUUUUUCGAGAAGUGUUAUUUCCCCCUCGAAAGUUACCACCUGUUGGAUAAUUUGUUCCCCAUUUUGGCGUACUACAAGAAGAGGGUACUUUCACCAAAUGAGGAAUGCUCGGCAGAUGUGCCGCUGGCUUUUUACUCCUUCGUGGAGACCCUUCUGCACAGAAUGCUAAGGAAGACGAAAUUUUUCGACUCCCCCCAUGUGGAUGAUGUACUUUUGUUUUUGAAUUUUUUGAGGGCCAUUCGUAGCUUGCGCCAGUUCGUCGUUGCGCUGUCCGUUUUUUGCCGCCUUUUUAACUUGCACAGAAGUAGGGCGGUGCACCUCGACAGGGGUGCGCCUAGUGAAGCUUCCGGGGAAGCGCCCAAGGAAGCCUCCAGGGAAGUGUCCAUCGAACCGUCCAUCGAAGCUGCCAGAGAAGCUUCCGUCGAAGAUACCAUCCAACCGGUGGGGAAGCGUACAAACGAAUUCCCAAAGGAGAAGCCGCUUAAGGGCGAAGCCUCCCCCUUUUUCGGGCUCCUAGUAGAGCUGCUCUUCACGAGCAACUUGAACUUCGCCCUGAAGGGAAUACCAAUUAUGAAGGUCAUCAAGGAGGAGAAGCAGACCAAGGGAGGCGCCGGCGAUGCGUUCGAUUACACCCUUGAGGACAUCGUACAGGUGUAUGUGAACUACCUGGAUUAUGUAAAAUAUGUUUUGCUGCUGAACCCUUAUGUGUAUCCAAGCGUGAGGGAAAAGUUAAAGAACCAGAGAAGUUUAGGUGAACUCUUUUGCGCCUUUACUAGGAAGAAGGACCUUUUACAAACUGGGGAAAACCCCUGUGAUAGCCAAAUGGGGGGAACUACACCCAGCAAUAGCACCUCGUUUAACCAACCGAGUGGGAAACCCCAAUCGGGUGUAACCAACAUGGUGGAAGGGUCCCAAGAGAAAGUAGCCUUCCAGAAUGAAGCGAACAAACAGAAGGCUGCUUUUAUCACUUUUGCAACAUUUUUGCAAAGCGUAGAUGCCUUUUUAGGGCAAAUUGAGAAGGUUCAAAUGGGGCAGAAAAGUGUGGCAGAGUACCGGGAAGAAAUAAAGCAGCUCUGCAGUGAGGCACGCAAAGAGGGUGUCACGAACGAGGCAAGUAAUAAUCGAAGCGGUUCCUUUUUUUUUAUGCAAAGUGAUAAGCAUUCGAUUGAGAGGGACAUUACGAAGGGGGGCGAAACCAUGUUGGAGAUUUAUUUGAGGCACAAUAACGUUGCUUCUUAUUACACCAGCGUAGGGAACCUGGAGGGCACGAAGAAAAAAUGUGAAGAAGCUGAACUGCUGCUUUACAACCUGUGCAAUGUUAGCACUUUGAUAGUUAACUAUUUCUUUACCACUUAUGUGUACCUUAACGGUGACGGCAAUGUACUCUCCAACACGCUGCUCCAUUUGAUUGAAAAAAUCAGCAAAACGGUGGAGGUGUUCCUAACCCUGAGUGCCAAUGUAAAUACAAUCAUUCAUGCAUUUGUAGAACGCACAAGAAGGUACGAAGAUGUUAAGAAUGUAAUCGCUAGCUGUGGAAGUAGAAAAGAACAAGGGGAUCAAAAAUAUGAUGUAAAUAAUUUCUUUCAAAAGGUGCGUAAUUUAACGAAGUCCAUGUGUUCUUUAUUUGUUCAUAUUUUUAAAAAUGGAUUAUUUGUAAAGCUAUUGAAUCAUUUGCAGAAGGGACUUAAAACGAAUCGAGUUGUUCUCCACCACUUCGCGCAUCUUAUCCUGUGUUAUGUGGGGAAAAGCAUCCAACUGUUUAAUCUAAAAAGGGAGAGACAUAGGCGGCUGGUGGGGGAGAGCCUCGUUCGUUUGAUUCAUAUCAUCGCGGAAGAGGAUAUACACAAGGGGGACGAACAAAUUAGGGGGAAAUUGUCCCUCAUGAUUUUGUCCUUGCUGCAGAUGUUAGAUGGGAAGGAAUGCUUUAUGAGGAAGUUAAUCGUGGGAAGCGCUUCCUCUAAGGGUGACCGCAACCAAACUGAGAGUGAUCCAAAUGGGGGAGAACCCCCCACGGGGAGCUGCAGAUCAUUUCUUUUGAAACAGAUUGCUCUCUUUUUCGUCAACCUUAUGCGUAGCGAAAAGGAGAGAAGCGAUUUCAAGGUAGGACUAAAAAAUGGCAUAAAAGGUAUACACCGAAGCGGCGCCAUCGCGGUGCCCCUACUGAUUGACACCAUCACGCGAGACGAACGUUUGGAAGGCGAAACCGGCGAUACCCUAAAUGAGCUGUGCAAGUUGUACGUUAAGAAAUGGUACGGCGAUAGCGGCUGCCCGCUCAGCUGCGCCAUUGUGGAAAGAGUUAUUCGUCACGGCCUCAGGGGGGGGGGAAAUGGCACCUCCGAUAGAAGCACCACCGAUAGAAGCACCGACAACCAUUGCUUCUUUCGGGGCAUCAAAAACGAGCGAACAGUUUUGCAGCAACGUGGGGAUGUCGAAAGAGAAGUGGAAGCACAUAUCCUGCAGAACUACGUGGCCCAUUUCGAUUUGAAGGCCCCCCCAGAGGAAGCAGCCUGUAGCAACGCGAAGGAGAACCACAUUUUUAUGAUUUUUCUCUACCUGCUGGAAAAUAAGUACACCCAUCCGCUGUUCGACCAAAUUGACAGGCACCUUUUAGAGAGCGUAACGCAUGAGGAAGUUUUUAGGCUGCCUCGAAAAAACUUCUCAGCCAUGCUAGCCGAAAUUUAUUUGAAAAAAUUUGCCCACGCAUACAAAUCUGUUUGUAGAAGGCGAAACAGAAUUAGCUUUCUGUUGCUUAGCACGAAGAAGGCGAAAAAUAAAAACUGCCUAUUUAUAGCCUUAUCCGUUUUGUACUUUUUGGGAAACAUGCUAAGCAGGAAAGAGCGAAUGAUACAACUGCGUCGAGAGUACGGCAAGGACGUCGUGAGGAGAAUAUGCGAAGUUGCGUUCUUCUACUUUUAUGGCUACUUUUACAAAAAUGAUAUUCCAAAGGGGGAGCGUAUGAUGCGGUGCUACGAGAGAGUUACCUUUUUUGUCUUCAAAGGGGUUUUUAAAAGCUUGAAAAGGGGCGGCGCAGAAGGGGGGCGUAGAAAUAGUGCAGGUAGUGCCACUUCAGGGGACCAAAACGGGUGCGUCAGAAAUAUCGCAACUGGUCGCAAACAUUGGAGGGUAUCCAACUCUGUGGAAAUGAGCAGUCGCCCCACCCAACAUGGUCAUAACAACGCCGUUAACCAAGGAGGGAACGGCGGCGACACGAGACCGAAUGAGAGUUUCCCAAAUGGCACGGUAGGAAGAAGAAACGAUCGCUGCAUUUUGCUGGUUCUACUUUUGCAGAUGCUGAACCAGAAUGUGGGGAAAUUCAAUCUCGAAAGGAUGGUGGGUGACCAUCUGUGCGAUCUGCUAACCGACUUAGCGUUCUGUGCAAGGGGGAAGAAAAACCAUUUCUACUAUGAAAAUGCAAUGAAGAACUACAUGUACAUUUUUAGUGAGCACGAUGUGGGUGACCUGAAAAAGGACAAAAAAUUGUACGCCGUUUUUUACGCCUUCUUUUUGCUCCUCAAAUAUGUGAAGUUAAGAAACUUGGGCGCGCUAACAUUGGUCGAGGCGUUUUUCAGAGAUGCGCAUGUGGGGAGGCUAAUCGUGCAGCAGUUGGAAGAGUUUAGGGGCGAACGAGGGGUUGGGAGAACCACCCAUGGGGGGGGAAGCCAUGAUGAGCGCGAUGAUGAGAGCGGUGGUGAUAACGGGGAUGAGCGCAAUGAUGGUUGCGGUGAUGAUUGCCAUCACGGAAGUAGGGACGCCCUCCUGUUCGUCCUAAAACUGGUAAAAAUAUUCUACGAAGAAUGGUAUGACGAGCGCGGGGAGAAGGCGCCGCAAACGCAAGCCAUAUGUUUGAAAACGCUAAACAGGGAUCUAUUCAACGCACUGAAAAGAGCGUACAGGUACACCCUCGAAAGUGUGGAUGUGCACAUAAGGAGCAUUUUCUUCGUUGACAUUUCGCAUUAUUUAAAGUCAGUCACCAUGGAGAGCAUCCUGGAUAAUCAGCUAAUCGAUGAAGUAUUGAAAUUUAAAGAAUUUAAUUUAAAUAAUGAUGGGAGCUACGACUGGCUGAAUAUGAACACCAGCAUGCUCAAUAAGACGUGCCUCUACUUCUAUCUGAAUGAAAAUGUGCGUAGGAAGUUGGAAAGUGGAGAGAACCACUUUUUGUUUUAUCUGCACAUGAACAAGUCAGGGCGGAGCGAAUGUUGCGAGAGGGAGGUGUACCCACCGGGGGAGGAACUCAGCCACGACGCGGUUGGCGGGGGCGAUGCGGAUGGUCCCAGUUGUGUCCAAUCGGAUGAGAAACAGUUAGGAAAGCAAAAAGAAGGGAUUCACAAUGACUACCACCAAACGGACUGGAAGAUGCAAAAAGGGGAACUCCUGCUGAAGCGUUACAAGACGAAACUCCCACAUUGCAUAAUGAGCCAAAAUGAAUGUAUCAAAAGGGAAGCGUUCUUCUUAGCACAUAGAAUAAAAUUGGAAGAUAACAUUUAUGACUACCUCUUUUUGCUGUGCUUAAUAGUUAGCAAGUUGAUUUUUUGCUUUGUGUUGAUGGCCGAAAAAUUGAGGAUUUUUUUUUACCACUUUAGAAUUUUGUACACGUCGUACCGCCAUGAGAAUGUUUUUUUAAAUUUCGACUUGCUAAAUAUGCAGGAGAUCAACCGGAAGAUAAAGAGCUACAUAAGGAAGUACCCAGAUAUUCAUUUCUACAUAGACUACGACAAUAACGAGGAUGAGGAAAGGGGGGGGGCACACGGGAGGGGAAGCCUGGUUUGCGGUGACCUGGGAAACUACUCCCACACAUAUGAUGGCAACAAUGGCGAAGCGGAUCCGCACAACAGUUACAACGGAGGGGUGCAUCGGACGAACGAACACACGAAGAGAGGCUUCCCCUUUGGAAGCUCCAACAAACUUAUCUCGUACGAUGAAGAGAAGGAACACUUUUACCAUUUGAAGAAAAACGAGAAAAGUAAUAGCAACUGCAAGUUUUGCAUCAAAUUUAAACAAAUCCACAGCGUGCAUAGAUCCACAAGAAUUUUAGAUCUACUCGAUAAGGAGGAAAAAACGAACAUCAAAAAUAUGAUUUACUAUGGAAAGACCAUUCGAACGAGCAUUUUUAUGAGCAGCCCGUAUGAAGGUAACGCGUACAAGAAUUGCAGUACAUUUAGGGAGGAGCCACGGGAUGAAAAUAAUGAAGAAGCUGAUGAGGACACUGCAGAUGGGGAUAACAAACGGAAUGGUGUUGGCAAUGAGAGUGGCAAUAACGUAGGUGCUGACCCGGAGAACUCCUCCAAUGAGAAGGAUCCGCGUGACGAUCAGCAUAACGAUCAGCGGAACGACCAGCAGAACGGGGUCGAGGGAAACCACACGGAAAGGAGCGCCACGAAGGAGAAAACGUUCGCGAAAGGGAAACUAGCUAAAAUGAAGAAGAAUCACCCCAGCAGCAGCAUCAACGCGGACUGCAUAGUCGACAGUAGCGAUCUACUGUACGGAAGAAAAAUGAAAGAAAUUCAUUUUAAAAAGAAUUACAAAAAGUUACUAAAGAGAUAUCUACUAAACGAUAUUGACUUCUUCGGGAAAUGGAUAAAAACAUUCUCCAUGAAUGCUUUGAAAAUUUUAAUAUUCUGUUUGAGUAGCAACGACAUCAUAGUGAGGAUGAUUAGCAUAAAGGGGUUGUCCAUUUUUUACCAGCUGAUUGAGAAUUCGUUUGUUCUCUAUAAAAUUAGGAAGCGAUUAAAUUCGUUUAGGAGAUCUGGCGGCGUGACUGGGCAGGCGGAAGAAGCCGGUCAUCACGGCGUGAUGUGGAAAAAUAGCCUUUCGCAAAGGUACCACAAUAGUGGCAGUACCAUGCACAGUAGUGCGGGCCGAAAGAAGAAGCAACGGAUGCUGGUAAUUCCCUUUAAGGAACUAUUUUAUUUGUUCUUUUUUAUGAAGAAAUUAAAAUAUUCGGUAGACCCAAACUCGUACUACAUAAACCCCUGCGUGUCGACCUACUCCUUUUUUUUAAUAAACGACAUUUACAAGAAAAAGGGCUUCAGGGAUUCCUUGAAAAACCUGAUUAGGAACAAAACCUUUUCGGUUCAUUUUUUCCACGCGUAUUUGGAUUACCAAUUUAGGAAGACGAAUUUCACGUCGCUGAAUGUCAUCAAUUUUUUGAUCAUAUCAACGCAGGCGCUUUUCUCCACGAGGUAUGACUUGCGGGGGAGCGGCCGCGAGAUCGAGGGGGGAAGCGGCAACACAUUUGGUGAUGAGGAGGGUGCGGAUUAUCAGCAGGGGGACGGCCAAAACUAUGAUGAGGAGGAUGCGGAUUAUCAGCGGGGGGACGGCCAAAACUAUGAUGAGGGGUAUGCGGACCACCGGCAGGGUGGCGGCGAAGAAUGUAACGGAUCAUACGCACCUCACAAACCAUAUGGAGGAUCCUCUGUGCAGCAGCAUGAUGGGGGCUACUCCACCCGAAAUGCAAAUUACACCACCGCGUAUGAUCAGAAUGGUGACUAUGUGGAAGAGAACCCGUACCAUGGUGGUUCACACGGGCAGCGGAAAAGCAACACCAUCGAUAGGAGCUUCUUCGCAACGUCCAACGUCAGCCACAGAAUGGUGUACGAUUUUCAAAAUGAGGAUGACGAUGGGGAGGAAGCGAAUGAGCAGAGAAAUGGAGUUGCCAAUAAAGAGGAGGAGGAAGAAGAGGAAGCGACGGACAAACUGCGCUACAUUCAGGGGAAUCAUAAAAAUGCAAUAAAAACGAUUCUGAACAUAUUAAAUAAAAAUAACAUUUUCGAGAUUUACCUGACCAUGUUUUUUAGCAAUUAUCUGAACUACAAUUUGUUGAAGAAGUUUUUAAUUCUGCUAGUCAUGUGUAGUGGCGUGUUGCCUUUAGAGGAUAUGCCGUUUGACUGCGUGGGGGGUGGCGACUCGGAGGAGAGCAGGCGCAACGGAGGUAGUGAUGGCGAAGCGGAGGAGCAGCAAAACGGUGGUGAUCACGUAUUCUAUGGUGAAGGUCGCGCACAAGAGAACGGGGCGAACGGGGUUGGCGGCACGAACCAGAACAACUGCGACGUGGCGUACUACGUCAAAAACAACCUCGUGCUGAAGCUGAUAAGCAGGAACAACAUCCUGCUAUGGCUGGAUCGAAUGAUGCACCAGAAGUUGUUCCAAGACGAAAUAGCGUUUUAUUAUCCCUCCUCCUUCACGAUGCCCGUGAUAAAUGUUUACGACACGGAUGGUCGAAAUGAGGGGCUUUACCUGAGCACCGUGGACGUUGAAGCGGAUUGCUCAGGAGGGAAAGGCGAGGGGGAAGUGGCCCCUUUCGGAAAAUGGGGUCGCAGCUGUACGUCCAACAAGGGGGAAUUAUCCAUGAAAAGCCGGAUGCACAAUAGAGAGUCAGAAGGAGGAUCGUUAACGGAAGUGGAAAAAAACGAAACAGGGAAAGUCAAAGCAACACUAAAUGAUAAGAGGAGCAGCAGGGAGGAGGAAGAACCCCUUUCCAUUGUACUCUCCAACCAAACGCACAUAGGCAAAAUGACCAAAAAUCGCUACAUAAUGGGCUACGUUUUUAAAGAGAGCUACGAAAAAACGUCGGAAAUAUUCUUUUACCUCUCCCUCUUCGUAAGUAACAUCGUUUCGAAUUUGUUCUACCCGAGUGUGGACUACGCCAAUAUAUUUACAAAUGCGCUUUUGAAAAAGGAAAAAAAAAAAAUAAAAAGGUUUAUACUAAAUAACGCCCAGAAGGUGAUCAGCCAAAAAGGGGAACCAAGUAAAGGGAACCAAUUCGAGUUGUGGAAUUUCUGGUACAGCAAUUUCCACAAGUACAUUUCUCUUAAAGUGAGAAGCACGUUCAUUAUAGGAAAGGAAGCAAGCCAUUUGAAAAAAACAAAUUUGAAUACCUUCUCAGAUUUGAUAAAAAUUAUAAAAAAUUUGAAUAGGAGUUUGUACUACAUUUUUAUCAACCUGUUUCAUAAGGAAUAUUUUAACCUCUUCAUUAAGGGAAAGAAUCAAGGGGUGGGAAAAGAGAGUGCGAAGCAGAGAGGGAGAAACCUAACUGCCGAUCAUACAACGAACAUUAGAGAGAUGAAACAGGCUAAUUUGAAAACAUGUAGAACCUUUAUAAAGUACAUAUUUCUUAUGUUCAAUAAUUUAUUUAACAUUUGCACAAGUUUGUUCGAUCGGGGAGUUCCAAACGGGGAGUUCGCGCAGAAUUCCAUUUCGACCAAAGUGGCGGUGGAAGAAUCCUUUUUAAAUGAAGACCUCAGUUUUGUGCUCAACGAGGUGAUGGUUUUUCUCGAAAAUGUGGUAGUCCUUCAUAGCUACUUUAGUUCUUAUGGCUUGAGAAAAACGUCUAAACAGAAGAACCAUUUGGAGAAUAAGCAACGUCGAAGGGGCAGAAGGGCUAUAGGAAGUUACUACUUAGAUGUGCACAACACGCUGCUGAAAAGGACGUACGCAAAAUCGCCAAACAGAUCAAACUACGCGUACUACCGAAAAAUAAUUCAACUCGUUUUGCACAUGCUACGUAAAAAAUGCUACAAUGAAAAUAAGCACUUUGGUUAUAUCUUCCUAAAUAAGCUAAUUACGGUUUAUCACUUUUUGGAAGGCACCAGCAGAGCAAAGGUGUAUCUGUACAUAUAUGAGUUGUUCAGAAUGACUAAGAGGAACCCCCUGGAGUCUUUGCUAAAUCAGGUCCUUUGA
Messenger RNA from Plasmodium vivax (malaria parasite P. vivax), 12105 nucleotides. RefSeq lists its product as hypothetical. Lineage: Eukaryota; Apicomplexa; Aconoidasida; Haemosporida; Plasmodiidae. The record is from RefSeq and is a predicted model, not a curated record. Bases 1 to 12105 code for a protein of 4034 amino acids. The transcript has a single exon.